Messenger RNA from Myripristis murdjan (pinecone soldierfish), 4152 nucleotides. RefSeq names its product pre-mRNA processing factor 4Bb (gene prpf4bb). The transcript is spliced from 16 exons. Bases 59 to 3112 code for a protein of 1017 amino acids. Gene Ontology annotation, biological process: peptidyl-threonine phosphorylation; mRNA cis splicing, via spliceosome; peptidyl-serine phosphorylation. NCBI's taxonomy places the organism in Eukaryota, Metazoa, Chordata, Actinopteri, Holocentriformes, Holocentridae. Gene Ontology annotation, molecular function: protein serine/threonine kinase activity; ATP binding. The record is from RefSeq and is a predicted model, not a curated record.
GGCUGCGUUUGUGUAGUGAAAUUAUUCGAAGAAGAAGGCGGCCCCCCAAUUGAGGAAAAUGGCCGACGUUGAGAUGGAUAUCGCGUCCAGAAGAAUGAAUUAUGGCAACGAACACGUAAAGCAAGAUUUGGAAAGCCAUGAGAGAAGUGGAAAUGAGGACAGUGGGGAUGUGUCUGAGGAAGAGGAGGAGGAAGAGGAGGAAGCAGAAACUAACGGUGAGAAGACUGAAGAGGGGUCCAAACAUCACAGCAGUGGUGGUAAACACAAGAGGAAGAAACACAAGCACCGGAGUAAGCACAAAAAACACAAGCAUGCCUCUGAUGAAGACAAGGACCGCAAACGCAAGCAUCGACACAAACACAGGAAACACAAACGCAAGGAGGGCUCUCCUCCCUCUGGUGCUGUCAUCUUUGGCUCCUCUAGCCACAGAAAGACUGAAUCUUCUCCUUCCUCUGGAAAUCCCAGUCUGGAUGACAGGGCCUUGCUAGAGGAUUUGGAGAAACAGAGGGCCAUGAUCAAAGCUGAGUUGGACAGCCAGUUGAUGGAGGGCAAGGUGCAGUCAGGCAUGGGUUUGAUCCUUCAGGGUUAUAACUCUGGAUCAGAGGAGGAUGGAGAUGCUCGGGUCAGAAAUGGAGAGCAGCGCCAAAGGGGCAGCUCAGGUAAGCCCAUAUCUCCCAGGGCAGGAAGAAGUGGCAAAUCCAGACGGGACUCAACAGAGGUCAGUAAGUCCAGUUCCAAGCGUCACAGUCGGAGUAGGUCUAAGGAGAAGCCAGCCAAGGAGUCUAAGCCGGAUAAGGUGACCAAAAGCAGCAAAGAUGCAGCUGUUAAAGACAAAGGCCACGCUAGGAGCCGGUCAAGAGACAGAAAGCGUUCACGUAGCGCUGACAGGUCCAAAGAGAGAAGCAGGAAGUCCAACUCUCCCUCCAGCAGGAGAGCUGAGCAGAGAGGUAGUCGCUCUGAAAAACGUUCCUCUCCGCAGCCUGAUGACAGACCAAACCAGGAAAGAGCCAGCCGCAGGUCCAGAUCACCUGGACGGGAGCGGCCAAGUCGCUCAGACGCUGACCGGGACAAGCGGCCAGCCAAGUCUCCAUCCAAGGAUGCUUCAUCAGGCAAGGAGAACCGUUCCCCCCAUAGACGAGCGCCUCACAGCUCCCCGAGGAGGCGCAGUGCUUCCCCCCGCCAUAAAGAUGCCCAUCAGUCCUCUGUCAGUGCCUCAGACAGGGCAUCGAAGCAGAGCCAUUCUCCUUCUAGAACAAGGUCUCCCAGGAGGGGACGCAGCCGCUCACCAGACACCAGGAGGAGGGAUGCUGACAGGCAGGAGUCACCACUGAGGAAGCGCUUGCGCGCCGAUGUAGGGCCAGGCAGAGACCGGUCACGAGACACCAGCCCCAGAUCAUCCUCUCGCCGCAGGAUGAGUCGCUCGCCUCUAAGACGGAGGUCUCCAUCACCACGACGUCACUCCCGCUCCUCCCCCCGCAGGCGGAGCAGGUCUCCGCUGAGACACAGGUCUGGGGAGAGGGACAGAUAUGGAAGGCUCAGACAGUACCGACGCUCAAUUUCCCGGGAUCGGGAGAGGAAGAGAAGGCGCAGCAGAGAUGAGGACAAGUUCAAGGGCAGCCUUUCAGAGGGCAUGAAGGCUGACCAGGAGUCCUCAGAGGAAGAAGUGUUGGACGACUUUGAUGGUGAGGAAGUAGAUGAAGAGGCUCUCAUUGAACAGCGCCGCCAGCAGCGCAUGGCCAUUGUCCAGAAAUAUAAGGUGGGGAAUGAGGAUACCAACAUGGUGUCAGAGCCCAGCAGCCCUCAGAGCAGCACACGCAGCCGUUCGCCCUCACCCGACGACAUCUUGGAGCGAGUAGCCGCAGAUGUCAAGGAGUACGAGCGUGAGAACCUCAACACCUUUGAGGCCAACAUCAAAGCCAAGCACAACCUCAUUGCCCAGGAGAAAGAGGGAGCCAACCCAAAGAAGCCCUCAGCACCUGAUAUGUUUACAGAGUCAGAUGACAUGUUUGCAGCAGACUUUGAUAGUGCCAGGAUGAGAGCAGCUGGUGUGGGGAAGGACUUCAAGGAGAACCCUAACCUCAGGGACAACUGGACUGAUGCUGAGGGUUACUACCGGGUGAACAUUGGGGAGACACUGGACAAGCGCUAUGAUGUGUACGGCUACACGGGCCAGGGUGUGUUCAGCAAUGUGAUCAGAGCCAGGGACACUGCCAGAGCCGGCCAGGAGGUGGCAGUCAAGAUCAUCCGAAACAAUGAGCUCAUGCAGAAGACUGGUUUAAAAGAAUUGGAGUUCCUCAAGAAACUUAACGAUGCUGACCCUGAUGACAAAUUCCACUGCCUUCGUCUCUUCAGGCACUUUUACCACAAGCAGCAUCUGUGUUUGGUGUUUGAGCCCCUCAGCAUGAAUCUGCGAGAGGUGCUGAAGAAGUACGGCAAAGAUGUUGGCCUCCACAUCAAGGCUGUGCGCUCCUACAGUCAGCAGCUCUUCCUGGCUCUCAAGCUGCUCAAACGGUGUAACAUCCUCCAUGCUGACAUCAAGCCGGAUAAUAUCCUGGUGAAUGAGUCAAAGACCAUCCUGAAGCUGUGUGACUUUGGUUCUGCAUCACAUGUUGCUGACAAUGACAUCACACCAUACCUGGUCAGCAGGUUCUACAGAGCUCCAGAAAUCAUCAUAGGGAAGCCGUAUGACUAUGGUAUUGACAUGUGGUCUGUCGGCUGCACUUUAUACGAGCUCUACACUGGCAAGAUCUUGUUUCCUGGAUCUUCCAACAACCACAUGAUCAAACUGGCCAUGGACCUCAAGGGCAAAAUGCCCAACAAGAUGAUCCGUAAAGGCCUGUUCAAAGACCAGCACUUUGAUCAGAAUUUGAACUUCCUGUACAUUGAAGUGGACAAAGUGACAGAAAGGGAGAAGGUGACAGUGAUGAGCACCAUCAACCCCACAAAGGACUUGCUGGCAGAUAUGGUGGGCGGCCAGCGACUGCCUGAGGACCAGAGGAAGAAAGUGAUGCAGCUCAAAGACCUGCUGGACGGCACGCUGAUGCUGGACCCAGCCAAACGCAUCAGCAUCAACCAGGCUCUGCAGCACCCCUUUAUCCAGGAGAAGAUCUGACACACAGAAAACCACAUUCGACCGGAGCAGACUCCAGAGACCAGCUCUGACAUGAACUCUGCAGUGAGGCAGCCAACACACAGACUGAUUUAGAAUGUCAUAGUUUUUUGUUCUUCCUCUACCUGGUUUUGUUUAUGGAUACAUAAUCUUGUUUUAUUGUAAAUAGACCAUUGAAAUAGUAGCCAUUCUUGGAAACCUUGAUUUUUGUGAUUAUGGUUGUAAACUUGCCCCCAUACCCGGCAAUGCAGUUAUGGACUUUUUCUAUUUAACUGACAUUGAAGUGACUGAUGUUUAAAAAAAAAAAACAGAAAAAAGAUAUAAUUCUUGUAAAUAUGUCUAUUGCAUUAUUGAUGAUCUCAAACAUCAGCCAGUUGGGUUUUGUCGUAGUUGCAGAUGUCAGAUAAUGGCACAUCUUUUCUUUUUCUGUUUUUUUUUUCUUUUUUUUUUCUUUUUUUUUAAUGAUCACAUUGCUCAUUGUGGGGCGAUGCAUGCUUUUGAAUGUGCACCCUUUGUGCUCUAGAUUUCUGUGGUGCAGGCCUGUGUAAACGCUCUGUAUGUGCAUCAGUGUCCCACGUGUGACGGCACUCCACCCCUCCACCACUACCCACAUCCCCACCCUGACAAAUCCCCAGGCAUGAAGCCUGAGCUGAAGAAGGAAUAGACUAUGUUCUCCUCUCCCUGAACCAUACAGUUUCUCCAUCUCAAAGCAGGUAGUCAUCGUUCUCUGUUGAUGGACAGUUCUGUUUUUCCAACACUUUGGCUAGGUCCUGGCUCUUAAGGCUCUCACAUUUAAGUGCCUCUUGUAUGAGCCUAGUUUGUUAAACACCACAACGCUGGCUUAUUAAAGCCACACCUGUAACCUUCCUCUCCCUUCGUUGUAUAUAGUCCAUUGUUAUAGUUUCAUGUACGAUUUGUUUGUUUUUUUCCAUUAAGUGGUAAAAAAUGUGAUUUCAAUAAAGAAUAGUUGUGAAAACGCUGCUGAAAGAGCACCUUCAGUGUAACACAACUUUUAGUAAUAAAAAAAAGUUUCAUAUUCUAUA